AUGUGUAAGUUUCACGGAUCACUGGCACGUGUCGGUAAAGUGAGAGGACAAACACCAAAGGUGGCCAAGCAGGACAAGAAGAAGAAGCCUCGUAGCCGUGCUCACGAGCGGAUGCAAUACAACCACCGCUUCGUCAUCGCCAUUGAUGGCUUUGGAAAGAAGAGGGGACCAAACUCAUCAGAGAAGUAAACUGGAGAUGCCAGUAUCUUUUAUCGUUCAAAAUGAAUUUGCCA
Olea europaea var. sylvestris is the source of this 233-nucleotide messenger RNA. RefSeq names its product 40S ribosomal protein S30-like. The transcript has a single exon. Gene Ontology annotation, molecular function: structural constituent of ribosome. The record is from RefSeq and is a predicted model, not a curated record. Lineage: Eukaryota; Viridiplantae; Streptophyta; Magnoliopsida; Lamiales; Oleaceae. Bases 1 to 189 code for a protein of 62 amino acids. Gene Ontology annotation, biological process: translation. Gene Ontology annotation, cellular component: cytosolic small ribosomal subunit; ribosome.